Molecule: messenger RNA, 1450 nt
Organism: Danio rerio (zebrafish)
Lineage: Eukaryota; Metazoa; Chordata; Actinopteri; Cypriniformes; Danionidae
Source: RefSeq, a predicted model, not a curated record
UUCGUGACGUCCAGCGUGAUUGGCUAAAACAGCAGACUUUGAAUGAAUAUUAAUGAGACGCUUUAAGAAAGUUGCUGAGUAGCAUGCUCGCGCGUUGAUUAAUAUUCAUGAGUACCUUCGCCAUAGUAUUCGUGUGUAUUCAGUUCAGUAUGGGUCUCAUUCAGAGCGUGUUUGCUACACAGGGCGGAUAUCAUGUACAUGGGGUUCAGGAGAAUUCUCCAGCAGAGAGAGCCGGUCUGGAGCCCUUCUUUGACUUCAUUCUGUCAAUUGGACACACCAGACUGAAUAAAGAGAGCAGCACGCUGAAGGAGCUCCUGAAGGCUAAUGUGGAGAAGCCGGUGAAGCUGCAGGUUUACAGCAGUAAAGUGAUGAGGGUUCGAGAGCUGGAGCUGGUUCCCAGUAACCUGUGGGGCGGUCAGGGGCUCCUGGGGGCCAGUGUUCGCUUCUGCAGCUUCACCGGGGCCGAUCAAUACGUCUGGCACGUGCUGGAUGUGGAAGUGAAUUCUCCGGCUGAACUGGCGGGACUGAAGCCUUAUUCGGACUAUAUCAUUGGUGCCGAUCAGGUUCUACAGGAAUCGGAGGACUUUUUCUCGCUGAUCGAGGCGUGUGAAGGUAAAUCGCUGAAGCUUCUGGUCUACAACACACACACUGACCGCUGUCGAGAAGUGCUCAUCACUCCCAAUGCAGCCUGGGGUGGAAACGGCAGUCUUGGCUGUGACGUCGGGUUUGGAUACCUGCAUCGCAUCCCCAUGUGUCCCGUCACAUCUGAACAACACCAAAACACACCUGAACACCAGGAAAACAAGCACCGCUCUGAGCUGUUUCUAGUGAACUCGACUGAUGCUGAGGAGAAAACAGACGCUCAAGGUGGAUCUGCUCAGGACACUUCUGAAGAUUCAGCUCUAUGUGAAAUAUCUCCCGCGUUGGCUCUCUCUGAAUGUUUAGAUUCAUCUACUUCCCUUCUAGACGCCUCUACUUCGUCUCUGAAAGCUGAUGAUGAUGAUGAGGAGGAGGAGUCUGCUAUUAGCAGUCCUAAGAUCAGCUCAUCAGUCCUGCUGGAGGAUUCAGGCAUCUGUGAGUCUCAAACAUCUCCUGCAAUCAUAAAUACAACACCAAAGCAUGACCAGACUGUCAAAUGUACACAGAAAACACUCGCAUAAUCAUGUGCUGUGCCUCAGGUGUGUGUGUGUGUUCUCAGGGUUUCUUUCACAGAAAUAGUUCAGCUGCUUGAAAUGUUUCACCUGUGGAAUAGUAUAAUAUGUAUAGAUGAAGCUUUAAAUGUACUGUAUAUAUAAGUAUAUACUGCUGUUGCUGCAUGUGGGAUUACUCUGGGAUUAUAGCACCACAUUGUGUGUACAAGUGUGUAUUUCUGCUUUACAGAAUAUUGCCUUCAUCUAAUUGUGAAUAUAUGACUAUAUAGACAAUAAAACCAUAUUCCACCCUUAAAAAA